AUGAAGGCCUCGAUCUCAUCAACACUCACCUUAUCAGCAUGCGUUGAGCGCCUAACACUCAAUUCGUCGGCCUAUCGCCCUUCGAUAAUACCCAGGGCCAUCUCAGCCCUCUCGAAAGCACCUGCGACCCCCUCCUCCUUUUUGACCUCGUCCACAACCCGUAGAACUUUCUCUAGUACGCCAGCCGUAUUGGGAGACUGGCUUUUACCUACGCAGCCCGAAAAAAAAAGAUCUCGCAAAGGCCGACCUCGUGUUCCGACUGGCGGGUCCUCUCGCGGCACUACCGUGGUCUGGGGCGACUAUGGAUUGCGGAUGUGCGACCACCAUCGCAGAGUUAGUGCGUUGCAGUUAAAGAACGGAGAAGAGGCUAUAAAAGUCAGGCUGCGAGGGAUGCGAUAUCGAUUGUUCAAGAGAGUUUGUGCUAGCAUUGGAGUGUAUGCCAGCGGCAAUGAGGUUCGCAUGGGAAAAGGAAAGGGAUCGUUUGAUCACUGGGCUUCGAGAAUUGCGGUCAGCAAGGUCAUCUUUGAGUUGAAGGGAGACAUUCACGAGCAGGUGGCACGUGAUGCAUUCAGGCUGGCAGGGAACAAAAUGCCAGGUAUGUAUGAGUUUGUGAAGAAGGGCGAUCCUGCCGUUGUUGGAGUUACGAAGUUGGAUGGAGUUACAAUGGAGGAGUUGAAAAGGCCUCGACGAGCCGUACCAUUACCUAUGACACCUCCUGUAUCCGCUGCCGAAGCAGUGCCGGAGGUUCCCAAGCCUACAUCUCCCGCUCCAUGA
This is a messenger RNA of Pseudogymnoascus destructans, 774 nucleotides long. It is a transcript of the gene MRPL16, whose product is annotated as mitochondrial ribosomal large subunit component. Gene Ontology annotation, biological process: mitochondrial translation. The transcript has 3 exons. Lineage: Eukaryota; Fungi; Ascomycota; Leotiomycetes; Thelebolales; Thelebolaceae. Gene Ontology annotation, cellular component: mitochondrial large ribosomal subunit; ribosome. The record is from RefSeq and is a predicted model, not a curated record. The coding region runs from base 1 to 774 and encodes 257 amino acids. Gene Ontology annotation, molecular function: rRNA binding; structural constituent of ribosome.